Molecule: messenger RNA, 1605 nt
Organism: Dissoconium aciculare CBS 342.82
Lineage: Eukaryota; Fungi; Ascomycota; Dothideomycetes; Mycosphaerellales; Dissoconiaceae
Exons: 1
Coding region: 70-1224 (384 amino acids)
Biological process (GO): protein phosphorylation; positive regulation of Ras protein signal transduction
Molecular function (GO): protein serine/threonine kinase activity
Source: RefSeq, a predicted model, not a curated record
CACUAUUCGAUAACCAUUCAGCGAGACUACAAUAUCUUUCCCUUGUCUACUCAGGGAAGUCGUUGAUGCAUGCCCAAGACUACGAAUCCACUGCGCCGCCAAGGCAGCGCAACAAAUCCAUUUGCCUCAGCACGGCGCACCAAACCCAUCGUCCGUGCUGCUGCCAAGGGCGAGUCUGCGCCACGUCUCGACGAUGUCGGCUUAAUUUCAUGUCUUGCAAAAGGCAAUAUACCACAAGACGUGGCAGGCCUCAUCUGUCAUGUACGAAAUCACACCUUUGAGGAUGUGCCAGAUCGUGCCGCCGGCAUGAGCAGCACGCGCAUCGCCGAACUGCUCCAAUUUCGUCGCGCUUUGCCACCCAUCGUAAGCGUCGCACAUCUCCAUGCUCUCAGUUCCUCCACAACGCGCACAGAGCGCGAGCUAGCCUUGCUCACAGCCAGAGGUGUCAUUCGUAAGAUUGUGAUACCGGGACGUGGCAAAGGGGGUGCUGCUGUUGGCGAAGGCGUGGCUUUGGUGGAGGAUUGGAAGCAAAGGUUACGCGAAGAAAGUAGCAUCGAAGAUGAGACAAAGAAUAAGUAUUUUUUCUUGAUGGAUGCAAAUCCGACUUCUUCCACUGUGCCCAUAGCCACUCUGUCACCAAAGGAAGUGCGCAGCCUGGUGGUUGCCGGUUUUCUCACCAAUCCCGCUGCGCUCACCUCAAGUCUGGGAGCUCUCUUUACGCAGCCGACGGGAUCAUCGCUACACAAAGUCGCAAGCGCUGGGCAUUCCGCUGCUACCGGAACCUUGGCGGCAGUAGGUGGAUUUGGCGCGGUACACGACAACGGCGGAGGUGGAAGCACAUUGGCCACGAGCGAUCGUCGCCGGCUUCCUCCCUCAACUCAACAGGAGAUGACGCUUGCCCUUCCAUCGACCGGCGCAUACUUGAAUCUAUUGGUGACCGCUCGCGCGCACCUCCUCCAUCUCCUGCGACAACUUUCGCCUCGACACAAGGAGGCUUUGCGCAGUCAUCUCAAGGAGAAGUGGGAUGGUAACACGCCUGCAGAUGCGGUGAGCGUUGCGAAGCGUGCACGAGGCGAGUUCUUCGGCGUUCUAUCUGGUAAAACAAAGCACUGGAGAGAGUUUCAUGGGCUGGAAUUCGACUGGGUGUUGGCGGAAUGUGUUGGAAGUGGGCUAGUCGAGCUUUUCAAUACAAGUAGUGUUGGGGUGGGCGUUCGCACCCGUUGAGAACCUUUAGUCACUUCGUCCAGGCUGCAGUGAUCUCGUUGAAUCCAAGGCGCCGAAGGAGUGAAUAUGGUAGAGUAUCGACGACUGUAGGAUGGGCCGUCACUCUCGUAAUGGAGUCUCGAGGCCGAGCUAUGGUUCCACUGUGCUGGCCGAUCUACGGACAGCACCGACAUCGGACAUCGAUACACGCCCGGCAUUGCGUACGACUAUUCGAAACAACAUAGCUUCCUCAGUGGAGUCCACUCUUGUACCGGGUUGUGUCUUUGUUUUCUCGGGCUGAUGAGUGCCGCUAGGGUUGUCUUACCCAAACCCUAUGGCUUUGUGCAACAUCGCUCAAAACAUUGCCUAGGGUGGUAGAUGAUCGGAUUUACAAGAAAAAGC